Molecule: messenger RNA, 760 nt
Organism: Trichoderma citrinoviride
Lineage: Eukaryota; Fungi; Ascomycota; Sordariomycetes; Hypocreales; Hypocreaceae
Product: DCP2-domain-containing protein
Exons: 2
Biological process (GO): nuclear-transcribed mRNA catabolic process, nonsense-mediated decay; deadenylation-dependent decapping of nuclear-transcribed mRNA
Cellular component (GO): P-body; cytoplasm
Molecular function (GO): 5'-(N(7)-methylguanosine 5'-triphospho)-[mRNA] hydrolase activity; RNA binding; manganese ion binding
Source: RefSeq, a predicted model, not a curated record
AAACAUGGCUGAGAAACAGAUGCAGCUGGAAGACUGGCUGGACGACUUGUGCGUCCGGUUCAUCAUCAACCUUCCGCAAGAGGACUUGUCCUCAGUCGCCCGGUUAUGCUUUCAAGUCGAAGAAGCACAAUGGUUCUACGAAGAUUUCAUCCGCCCCCUCGAUCCGUCCCUCCCGUCCAUGACGCUGCGCACCUUCUGCCUGCGAAUCUUUCAGCAUUGCCCGCUGCUUGCUUCGUUCUCGGUUGAGAACCAUAUAAAGGCGUUUGAAGAGUUCCUGCAGUACAAGACACGUGUGCCCGUUCGCGGCGCUAUUAUGCUCAACAAAGAGCUGGACUCCGUCGUUCUUGUGAAAGGCUGGAAGAAGGGUGCUAGUUGGAGCUUUCCUCGUGGCAAGAUCAACAAGGACGAAGAUGACCUUGAUUGUGCUGUGAGAGAAGUCUACGAGGAGACUGGCCUGGACCUCCGGGCAGCAGGACUGGUGCCGACGGAGGGGAAGCCCAAGUACAUUGAAAUCCCCAUGAGAGAGCAGCAUCUCCGCCUUUACGUCUUCCGCGACGUCCCCAUGGACACGGUGUUUCAGCCUCGAACCCGGAAGGAAAUCAGCAAGAUUGAGUGGUACAAGCUUUCCGACCUGCCCACUCUUCGGAAAAAGGGCCCUCAAAACAACAGUAACAACCAUCAAUAUGACUCUGGUGCCGGAACCAAUGCGAACAAGUUCUACAUGGUCGCCCCUUUCCUGGUUCCUCUGAAGAAGUGGAUU